UCUUUCAAUCAAUGAUAUAAUACUAUUAGUUUUAGUAGCUAUAAUAAUUUUCAUUUAAUGUGAGAAAUUUAUAUUUUGAUCACAGGGAAUGGUUCCAGCCAUGAUAGCAUCUGUUGAAACAAUGGUAAAGAAGUGGAAAGAUUAUGUAGGGAAAGAGAUAGAACUGUUUGAGGAAUUUAGAAUCAUGACAUCCGAAGUAAUAUCAAGGGCUGCUUUCGGGAGCAGUUAUGAUGAAGGAGAGAACAUUUUCGAGAUGUUGGUCAAGUUAGGUUCACUUAUGUCUACGGAUUUUCUUAAGAUAAGGAUUCCUGUUAUCAGAAAAAUUAUGCCAAAUCAAGACGACACUGAAUCAGAUAGACUAGAAAGAGAAAUUAGAACAUCAAUUAUAGGAUUAAUAAAGAAAAGAGAAGAAAAAGUGAAUGGGGGAGAAAUGGAAGGUGCAUAUGGGAGUGACUAUCUUGCAGUACUCAUGAAAGCAUAUAAUGAAUCCGACGGCAACAAAAAGAUUUCUGUGGAUGAUUUGAUUGACGAAUGCAAAACUUUUUAUGUGGCUGGUCAUGAGACAACAACUAGUUUACUUACAUGGACGUGUCUACUUCUAGCCAUUCAUACGGAAUGGCAAGACAAAGCUAGGAAGGAGGUCUUUGAGUUGCUCGGGCAAAAUGAAAUUAUUACUGAUGACAAUUUUCUUGGGAAACUGAAAAUUAUGAAUAUGGUCAUUAAUGAAACUCUAAGGCUUUAUCCACCGGUUGUUACAAUUACAAGAAGAGUUGGGAAAAAAGCAAAUCUUGCUAACAAGUUGAUUCUUCCAGCAAAGACAGAAGUAAGCGUUUCAAACUUAGCAUUUCAGCACAAUCCAGAUAUAUGGGGAGCAGAUGUCCAUCUUUUCAAACCAGAGAGAUUUUCCGAGGGUAUCGUGAAAGCAACAAACAACAACAGCAUGGCCUUUCUUCCAUUUGGUCUAGGGCCUCGGUUUUGCGUUGGUUCAAACUUUGCUAUCAAUGAAGUCAAGAUUGCUCUUGUCAUGAUUCUUCAACGUUUCCACUUUACACUUUCCCCUGCCUAUAUUCACUCACCAGUACACCGCCUCACUACUCGUCCCCAACAUGGACUUCAGAUUAAUUAUAUUGCAUGCGUUAUAGUUACAAAUAAAUGGACAGUGCAUAAUUGACGAAAUAUUACCUUACUCGUGGAAAAUAGGUGGCCCUUUGUCUCCAUACAUUCUAUCACUACUCUUGCAGGAUUGUCUAGAUUGUUAAUGUAUACUGAAAAUUUUACUA
Papaver somniferum (opium poppy) is the source of this 1280-nucleotide messenger RNA. Its product is annotated as cytochrome P450 CYP749A22-like. The transcript is spliced from 3 exons. The coding region runs from base 89 to 1171 and encodes 360 amino acids. NCBI's taxonomy places the organism in Eukaryota, Viridiplantae, Streptophyta, Magnoliopsida, Ranunculales, Papaveraceae. Gene Ontology annotation, molecular function: heme binding; oxidoreductase activity, acting on paired donors, with incorporation or reduction of molecular oxygen; monooxygenase activity. The record is from RefSeq and is a predicted model, not a curated record.